This is a messenger RNA of Sordaria macrospora k-hell, 1059 nucleotides long. RefSeq lists its product as uncharacterized. Lineage: Eukaryota; Fungi; Ascomycota; Sordariomycetes; Sordariales; Sordariaceae. Gene Ontology annotation, cellular component: nucleus. Gene Ontology annotation, molecular function: protein binding; transcription cis-regulatory region binding; DNA-binding transcription factor activity. The record is from RefSeq and is a predicted model, not a curated record. Gene Ontology annotation, biological process: positive regulation of transcription by RNA polymerase II.
AUGACGACAGAGAUAAACCCCGCCACCGAAAAGUCCCCGUCUCCAAAACCGGCGGUGAACGACAGGAGAAAGCUUCAGAACCGUAUUGCCCAGCGCAGGUUUCGGCAAAAGAAGGCAAUGGAGGCUCGAGCUGCAAGCUUACAGGCAGAGGGCAUCUGGCACGAAUACUUCAAUCUCCAUCCACAAUAUGCCGGCAACUACGAGGUACCAUAUAUGGGACCUUCUGCGCCCACCAGUCCGGCCGGCGUUCCACAGCGAGGAUGGCACCCAACUAUCGAAUAUCAGAUCGGUGUGUGGGACAUUCAGCUUUUCGGCAGCGACAAUUUCUAUCUGAGCAGUCCCCCAGCCGACAUCGCCACUCCCAUGUCCCCUCCUAACAGCUCGGCUUCGUCCGUAUCACCUGAUGGUUCGGUGUAUGGUGGGGAAGCGCCCAAUAAGCCCUGUUUUCCACCACAAGAUCAAGAGGGUUAUCCAUUUCCCAUGCAACAAAAUCACGUAUUCCGCGACGACAUGUUCCCUAGAGCCCCCUUGGAAAUCAAGGGCCUCGUUUCUGGCGCUCCACAACACGGCGCUUCCAAUGAAGCCCCACACGGUGACAAUAUAGACGCCUCCGCGUUCGAUUAUGCCGAAAACAUGGGGGUUCAGCUCCGAGAUCAGGUCGCGACGGAUUGGAAGAUGCACAAGCCAACCCAGUCCAUUGACUCGUGCACCUGGACGUCCAAGGACGGCGAACAAUGGGAGCCUUUGCUACACACAGCAGCAAAGAAUGGCAACUGUGGCAUCAUUCAGAUGCUUCUCGAUCACAACACCGAUGUCAACGAGCGCAACAGUAAUGGCAUGACGGCGCUUCAUGUUGCUAUUGAGAAUUCCCAGGAGGAUGUUAUCAUGUUACUGCUUCAGAGAGGUGUCGACGUAAACGCAGAAGACAACAGUCACCGGACUGCCCUCUCCAUGGCCGUCAGCAAGAAUAGCGAGUCUGGCGUCCGGUUAUGCCUGAUGCAUGGAGCCGAUCCGAAACUAGCAAAGGUGCCCGCCUUUGGCGGUAGCCUAGGACCAUAG